AAUUAAACAGGUAUUUAUUAUGUCACAAUUCGAUUGACAGCGCGCAGAUUAAACACGGUUUGUGAGUUUUGACGUGGAAUGAAAGACACAAAGUUGCUGAACAACGAAGCAGAAGCUUCUGUUUCGAUCGAGAGCAGGACCUAAUAUCAAGAAUGUCUUCCGUAAAAUCUUCAAAAUAUGUCCUCAGUGUUGGACAAAUAUGUGUUGACUUAAUAACGAUAUGCGAGUCAUAUCCAGAAGAAGAUUCUCAAAAUGGUGCUCAAGCCCGAUAUUGGCAAAGAGGUGGAAAUGCCGGAAAUUUUGCUGAAGUUAUUUCUCAUCUCGGUAACAAAGCUGAAUUCAUGGGAACUUAUCCAGAUAUUAGUAAGAUGAAACAAUCUAUUAUGGGAAGCCAGGAAGCCAGAUACUGCUUGUCAGAACUCGACCAAGCCGGUGUCAGUUAUGAACAUCUUGCUCUCCGGGAUUGUCAAAGCUUCCCUUCAACCUCAAUUAUAUUGAGUAAAGCAACCGGAACUCGCACUAUGGCCCAUUACAGGGGGCCGCUGGAUGAAUUAACUAUCGAAGAUUUUGCUGUUCUUGACUUGAACAAAUAUUGUUGGAUACAUUUUGAGGAUAGAGAAAAUUGCGAUGUCAUGGAAAAACAAAUCAAAAUAAUUCAACAACAUAAUUCAACUAAAAAGUUAGAGAAUCGAGUAUCGGUGUCCGUGGAACUAGAAAUGCCAGAAGACGCGUCACUCACUAAAUUGAUUCCUUUAGCGGAUUUGAUCAUUAUUAGCAGUUACUUUGCUCGUCAUUUGGGAUUUCAAUCUGCUUUGGAAUGCGUUGCAAAUUUACGUCAUCAAUUGAAAGAAGGGGGGGACAUUGUCUGCUCGUGGGGCGACCUCGGUGCAGCUCACGCGAGGAAUGUUCCAGGUGAUAUUGAGCAACUUGUACCGGCUGUAGAACCAGAAACAGUCGUAGAUACUCUCGGGGCUGGAGAUACGUUUCAAGCUGCUCUGGUACAUGCCAGAUUAAACGGAUUGGAUCUCAACAGCGCUGUACUGUUUGCCUGUAAAGUCGCCAGCAAGAAAAUUGCUUCGAUCGGCUACAACAGUGUUAUCGGGAUGGGUAUCAAUUAAAAAAGAAGUCACAGAUAAUUGGAUGCGAUAGCGCAAUCAGCGUAAUUAGACACGUCAGUUGACAUAAUGAUCGUUUUGCAUUUUUUGCUGGCACUCUUCUUCUUUUUGUUGUUCUUUGACACGCUUUUAAAUAGUCGCUUUUCUCUUUGAUUACUGGACCAAUUGCUCUGAAAUUUUCAGUGGUUAAAGAUAAAACUGUCCAUAUAUUUGAGCAUAGCUCUCUUGUUGUAUUGAUUUUUAUCAUAUAACAAAACAUCUAUCUCACCUUAAAUUCGGUGACAGCACAUUUGAACCCACACAUUUGCACCCGUAUAUCCGCGGGUUCAAUCUAUAUGCGGGUGCUAAAAUCCAUGGGUUAGGGUUAGUAUGGGUUCAAAUAUCAAUAGGUGCAAAUUUCCAAUAACAAUAGUAUGCAGGUGCAACUGUCGUCGGUUCAAAUGUAAUGGAACCCUAAAAUUCAUUUAUACAUAAUAGUUUUUGUAACAUUUUAUAUUGACGUACUAAACACUUUGUGAUCUCAUCAUUAACAGAUAAGAACAAUUGUUUGUACAUUCAUUUUUAACUGCUCUCGGGACUGCCAGUUAUUAGGGCCAGGCACUCCGAAUCGAAUAGUAAAAUAUUCAAAUCGGUGCAGAGCAAAAUUUGGAAUCGCCUACAUCUUCUUUUUUCUUUCCGCCAAUGGUCGAGGUGAAUUACCCAAUUUUUUUUAAUAAAGUCAUAUUUUUUCAAUACAAUUCUGACAUACGA
Messenger RNA from Styela clava, 1865 nucleotides. RefSeq names its product ketohexokinase-like. The record is from RefSeq and is a predicted model, not a curated record. Gene Ontology annotation, molecular function: kinase activity. NCBI's taxonomy places the organism in Eukaryota, Metazoa, Chordata, Ascidiacea, Stolidobranchia, Styelidae.